GUAUUGAUCCAACAAUUCAUCCACUUGGAUCAGAUCAGAAUUGUGCUUGUCGGUGAGAGCACGCAUUCGCACAACCUCAUCUUUCCAAAAAUAAAAAGUACGCGCACAGAACAAAAACAAAAUAUUAAUAAAUUUAAGUAAGAAAAUUAGUAAUGGGACUGAGACUAGCGAUUGAGAUGUUCCGGACCUUUCCAAGAAGUCUGAGUUGGCUCAACUGAGGAAACCAAAAUCCCGACAUGCUUACUCUGGUCUUCUAGUUUUCUGAAUCAUCGUAAUGGCCUCGAAUGAGGUUAGAUCCUUGGUUUCAGGACUAAUAGAUCCUUUGUCUCAAACAAAUAAAAGGAAUGUUCCGAAGCGUAGAAGAAUUCGCCGUUGUAGAAGUGCUCCUCUUUCAGAGUAUAUAAGGUUAGAGGCAGGCUUUGCCUCAGGUCCACGUACUGAAUCCUUUUGUGGAAAUAUACACCCGAACUUUCUCUUUGUAGCUGCAUUCUUGACUGUCUACUUAGGCAUAGGAACUUUAUGUUUCUACCUCGUCAGGCACCAGCUCAAGGGAGAGAAGACAAAUGGAUUUCUUGAUGCUGUUUAUUUCUGUAUCGUGACAAUGACCACUGUCGGAUACGGAGACCUUGUGCCAAACAGUGUUCUUUCAAAACUACUGGCUUGUGCCUUCGUCUUUUCAGGAAUGGCUCUCGUUGGGAUGAUCUUGAGCAAAGCAGCUGACUAUUUGGUAGAGAAGCAGGAAUUAUUGCUUGUUAAAGCCUUGCAUUUGAGUAGAAAAGUUGGGCAUUUUGAAAUUCUUGAAGAUAUCGAGACUAACAGUCUGAGGUACAAAUGUAUUGUGGUCUUCAUCUCUCUUUUGCUGCUCAUAAUUGGUGGCACAAUCUUCCUAGCUACUGUUGAGAAAUUGAGCCUUGUGGAUGCAUUCUAUUGCGUUUGUUGUACCAUAACAACUCUGGGUUAUGGAGAUAAGAGCUUUUCUACUCAAGCAGGGCGUGUUUUUGCAGUAUUCUGGAUAUUGACAGGUACCAUUUGUUUAGCUCAGUUUUUCCUCUACAUUGCCGACCUAAAUGCCCAGAGCAGACAACGGGCGUUAGUAAAGUUGAUUCUUACUAGUAGGAUGACCAAUGUAGAUUUGGAGGCAGCUGAUCUUGACGAUGAUGGCUCUGUUGGGGCUGCUGAAUUUGUCAUAUACAAGCUCAAAGAGAUGGGGAAGAUUAGCCAGGAAGAUAUUAGACUUGUAAUGGAGGAGUUUGAAGAUCUUGAUGUUGAUCAGUCAGGAACGUUGUCAACAUCAGAUAUAAUGCUUUCGCAAUAACCUCAAAUCGAGAAGUAACUCUGGCAUCAUGCUCUGAGUAUUCUGAGAGGUGUCUUUGUAAGUUCGUGAUUUGUAUGAUUGCUGACCCUUUAUGUGAUGUGAAUUUCUUUACUAUGUCCAACAUAUCUCUUCCUAUAUAAAGACUAGGUUAAAAUGGUUA
This is a messenger RNA of Pyrus x bretschneideri (Chinese white pear), 1475 nucleotides long. RefSeq names its product two-pore potassium channel 1. The coding region runs from base 275 to 1315 and encodes 346 amino acids. Gene Ontology annotation, molecular function: potassium ion leak channel activity. The transcript has 3 exons. Gene Ontology annotation, cellular component: plant-type vacuole membrane. The record is from RefSeq and is a predicted model, not a curated record. Gene Ontology annotation, biological process: stabilization of membrane potential; potassium ion transmembrane transport. Lineage: Eukaryota; Viridiplantae; Streptophyta; Magnoliopsida; Rosales; Rosaceae.